GGUUGAAGUCCGCGGUAUAACUGCGUACUUUUUUCUAAGUCACAUUUUGUUUUACUUUUGGAUAAUGUUCAUUAUUUUAAGUGUUAAGAACAAUCUUCCGACUUAGUGUACUGAGUUGCUUGUCAAAAUUCAAACACGUUAAUAUUGGUAAAUUAACAUGUCUACAUCCGCAGUCACAAAUUCAAUAAACGAGCUGCGUCGCCUCAGCAACAAUACAACUACAAACCCGACUGCCGGGGGCCAUGUUCUCGGUGUUGCCAAAUCAACGCACAACAAUAAACGCCCGCCAAUCAUCAUUUACCCCACCGUUACACCGGAAUCAAUAGUAAUACCUAUUGUGUCCUGCAUUUUUGGGUUUCCAUUAUUGGCUCUCACCGUGAUAUGCUGUUUAAGACGUAGAGCCAAGCUGGCCAGAGAGCGAGCACGUCGACGCAACUGCGAAUUGGAUCGAGGUGAGCUGUCCGUGGUGAGGUUGUCUCCAGGGAGAAGCAGGCAGCGAGCGGUCAGUCUGGUGCGCUCUCCCAGACCUCCCCCCACUCUAGAACUGGAUACAGUACUUGAAGAAAGAUCAGAUCCUGAACAAACUACGCUUUCACAAGUUGAUAUAACACCAGAUCGUGAAGUGGGUAGUAUACUGUUCAGCGCGAUGGGUGCCGUAGGCACCGCUGCCAUGACUGCAGCGGCUUGCGCACAGGACAGCUAGCGGCGUGGCUCGGCGCAACUCGGAGCCCGUUCACCGCUCUGGGCUGCGCUGACUAGCCAACCCCUCGAUGAUGAUGAUGAUGCUGAAGUGCUCAGCUAGCACGACGACCGCUCCAUCACCGAUAUAGGGGAGCGCAUGAAAAUGUUCUUGGACAUUCCGUUGAGAAUUUAAGUGUACUUUUAUAUUGAAAAACUUACGCCCGCAACAUCGUUUGCGUGGAUUUCAAAACUAGAUAAAAAUUAUCCUUUGCGUUUUUUCCGGACGAGACUCGUAGCUGUUAAGUGUGUGCCGAUUUUACUAAUUCUUGUGCUUGAAACGUGUGAUGUGAUGCCGAAGUGCUUAACUAACGUGUCGACCGCAUCAUCGUCAACAUACGUAUAUGAACUUGUUCUUGGACAUUGCGUUCACACUUAUUUGUUGAUACAUAUCGGCUACAUCAGCGUAGUGUUCAAACAAAUUCAAUCAUGAUAAAAUUAUCUAAUAUUAUAUCAGGUUAGGUUAGGCUAAUAAGUGCUACUAAGAUGCUCUGCAGCUGUGUGAGACAGCUAAAUGCGCUUGUGACAAUAUGGUGUAUAAAGAGCAGGUCGUGCCCUUCUUUUAAAUGCCCAGCCUAAGUUGAACUCUAUUUUAAUGUAUUUGACCAUAUCGAUCGAGCUCAAGAGCAUUGACGAUAAUAACUAUAUACUAAGAUAACACGCUUGGUCACAAUAUGCCGGAUUCAUCACGGCAUAUUGUGACCAAGUGCAUGAACAUGUUCUUGUACAUUCCGUUGUAUUAAAUGACAAUAAUGAUGAUUGGCAACAUAAUAAUGUAUAUAAUAAUCUUUUAAUGUUCUUGUGGCAACCAAGCGUUUAAAUGCAUAUUUAAGAACUUAUUUAGUAUUACAUAUCUAUAGAGCUGGUUUAUGUCCAAGAUGCCAAACCCACAUAUUUUUAAUUACGAUGGGGAUAGUUUAAGGUUCAUUGAUAGCUUUCUCAACCUUGCCUAUCUCUUUCUCAAAAUGUUCUUUGGCGAUGAGCUCUUCUUUGACACGGUGUAUUUGCGAUAAGUUUUUUUUGUAAUUUUCUUCAUUUUAGUGCCGUGAUUCUUACCUGUUUGAAAACAUAUAAUAAUAUACUUAUCUAUUACUUUGAAUUUUUGUAUACCUAUUAAUUCGAGAUACACUGGAAUAAACUACUUUUCAGAUUAAAACGCGUGUCAGCAUACACAAUAAAUGUAAAUUCUCCAAAAUAAAUAAUAUUAAAAUUAUAUAUUAUGUUUCUAUAUUAUUUUUUUUUAUAUAUCUCAAAUAUUAUAAAGUUAAAUUUUAUUAUCAUUUUCAUAGCUUCUAUGUUUCACGUGAAUUUUUUUCCCUAUUUUUCUCUAUAUUAUGUCCAAUUAUUUAUCAAAACAUGUUUCUGACUCACAAUAAAAGUAUCUUAGAUAAUUUAAACGUGUAGAUAGAGCUUCUUGCUGCUAGACAAUCGAUUAAAACAGGCCAGCUUUAUAACUUUGGUGUACGUGACAAGCUACGUCUUACUCUCGCGAUUAUUAUGUCACUUUGUGUUAGUGUGCGUGCAUUACUCAAAAUAGAAGCAAACGUUUAACCUCAUUUUUUCGAUAUUUUCACAGCUGCCACGGUCUAUCUAGACCAGUGGUUCCUAACCAGUGGUCAGGACCACCAGUCCGCAGGAGUCAGAAUUUAAGUUCAAUACGUGCACGCUGCACAUUGUGAAGAAUUUUUUCACGAGAACUGAAAACAAUUUCAAAAGGUAUCGACAUCAUGAACACGAUAUCGAAAUAUUUUCAGAAACAUAACAUUAGCUGGGAGAAACUUGUUGGUUUUUGUACGGAUGGCGCUCUGGCCAGCAAUGUUGGGAUCACAAUCAAAAGGUUGGGAACCACUGAUCUAGACGUAUAAAUGGUCUAGGAAAUUAUAAAUCAAAUAUUUCGGCACAAAUAAGAAUUAUAAGAAAACGAACAAUUUUAAUUAUAUAGUUAGUAAUAGGUUGGGGGAAAAGUUUUAACGCAUUUUAUAUGAAAACCCUAGACUAUUUUGCCAAAGUUUAUUUACAUUAUAGAGUAUAUGUGUGUACGCCAUCUUGUAAAUAAUUAUCCUGUUGCUGUAGAAAUUUUGGUACUUCUGAUGAAGAAAACUUUAACUUAACCAGACACUACCUAAAGAAUCCUGAAAAGACCGAAACAAGUGGAAAUCUGAAGGUGCAAGGUCUGAUAUACAUUAUGGCAGAGACACCUCAAAACCAAACUCGGCUUGCGUUCAAUUUAUUUUCUUUGUUGUAUCAAAAUUUCGACAAAAAGAUUGAACUCACUCACUCAGUCACACUCAUUUUGAUAGAAAGAUUUGUUUUAGAACAAGAUUUUGCUAAUUUGUUUCUUUUUUUAUAUGUAACCUUUUUAAUGUCAUCGAACCCAGGCAGAUACAAAUAGUGACAGCCAAAGAUGAGCAAAAUUAAAAAAAGAAUUUGUGCUCGAUCUAUUUUUAACUUUUUCAACAUGUAUUUUAUUGUCAUAAUAUUAUUUAUAGUUUUAAGGACAAUUUUGAUGUGAUAAUUAAUAUGAUAAUUUUUAAUUAAAUAUGUUACUAAAUACCUUCUUUGUAAGAAGUAAACUAAAGGAUAGUUGUUAGAUUUUUCAUCAUUGAUCAUCGAGUCAAAACAGUCUAUGUUUUUUAGUAUUGAGAAUAAAACAGUAGCGUAAAAAAUCUAGGGACAUUGAAUAUUAAAAUUCUCUAUUAAAAAAUAUAAUUGAAUAAUAAAAAAAGACCGACAUAAUAAGACCUUUAGUGAUAAAUACCAUUUAGCGUUCCUUUAUAUGAUUAAUUUUUCUUUUAUAUUAGAUGCUUUACUAGGAUGAAGCAACAACUGGAUUUGCUCUGUGCAUUAUUGUACACCCGAAAGGAACAAACAAUCCUGUAACCCGGAUAAAUUAAAAAGCAGUGAACACGGUCGAAAAACUAAGCCAUUGUUCUGAGAACUAUAAUAAUUCAUUUCUAAUGUUGUGGAUUACUUUAUCAUUUAGUAAUGCAUUAAUUUAUUUACAAAUCAAGGAACAUUUUAAAUAUAAAUAACACUUACGUAUGGCUAUGUUUUAUGAUUUCCGUUCUGUACGGCUUUUGCAGCCCAGUGUAUAGCAUAUCACCAUAUUUCACUUUACCAUUUAGAUUACUGUCAAACACUCGAAGAUAAAUUACAAUACAGCUUAAGAUACAUUAAAGAUAACUGUUGCUUGUAUUAGAUAUUGGUUGAAGUGAUGUUUGCGACCAACAAAUAAAAAAGAAACACACAAUAUUGUUUUUAUUCCUAACAGUUUUUAUUAUUUGCUUAUCACAUCCAGGUAUAUACUUCAUCCAAGAUACUUUAUGCUUGUAAUAUACAAUAUGUUUAGUCAAGGAAUAAAAUGUCAAUUAAAUAAAA
Messenger RNA from Leptidea sinapis, 4116 nucleotides. RefSeq lists its product as uncharacterized. NCBI's taxonomy places the organism in Eukaryota, Metazoa, Arthropoda, Insecta, Lepidoptera, Pieridae. Bases 158 to 703 code for a protein of 181 amino acids. The transcript is spliced from 5 exons. The record is from RefSeq and is a predicted model, not a curated record.